Wasmannia auropunctata (little fire ant) is the source of this 636-nucleotide messenger RNA. RefSeq names its product 60S acidic ribosomal protein P2 (gene RpLP2). The record is from RefSeq and is a predicted model, not a curated record. NCBI's taxonomy places the organism in Eukaryota, Metazoa, Arthropoda, Insecta, Hymenoptera, Formicidae. The transcript has 4 exons. Gene Ontology annotation, biological process: cytoplasmic translational elongation. The coding region runs from base 111 to 455 and encodes 114 amino acids. Gene Ontology annotation, molecular function: structural constituent of ribosome. Gene Ontology annotation, cellular component: cytosolic large ribosomal subunit; ribosome.
UCGUCACAUUAACUUCUCCCUGUUCCUCUCCGACUCUUCCGGUGCAGACUCGUGCACGUUUCGACAUUGCUUUUGGCGGAGUUCACGUUUCGUGUCGCGAGACUUAAAAAAUGCGUUACGUGGCCGCUUACAUGCUGGCAGUUUUGGGAGGCAAGGCCUCGCCAAGCCAGAAUGACAUCGAGAAGAUCCUGUCGUCGGUGGGAAUCGAGACCGAUGCUGAGAAGCUGAAGAAGGUCAUUACCGAAUUGAAUGGAAAGUCCAUGGACGAACUGAUUACCAAGGGCAGGGAAAAACUGUCGUCCAUGCCAGUCGGCGGAGCGGUCGCCGCUGGUGCCCCUGCAGCCCCUGCCGCUGGUGCGGCAGCUCCGGCCGAAGAGAAGAAGGAGGAAAAGAAGCCGGCUAAGGAAGAAUCUGAAUCCGAGGACGAUGACAUGGGCUUCGGCUUGUUUGACUAAAAAAGUGCUUUACUUUCUUUUUGUUUUUUUGUCACCCGAGCGUAACAUGCGUGUUCAUACAUCUUGAGGAUCAAGAACUAAAGCUAUCGUACUAAAGUCAUGAAUUUAAGUUAAGAUACUAAAGCCAUGAAUUAAAGCUAAGAUAUUAAAGCUGCUGGAGAAUAAAGUACUUUCAACCGAG